AUGAUAAAAAUAAUUACUCCGAAAGAUGCUGUAAUUUAUGAUGAUCGCAUAAAAAAAUGUACAACUAAACCGAGUGCAAAAGAGUUAGCAGCAAUAUCACAUGUAUCUCUUUUAGCAUAUGAAAAGCCAGUUGUACCUGGGUACAGCAAGAUUCAAGUCCAAAAUCUACAUGAUGAUCAAGUACUGAUUGAAAAAAAAUUUAAUGCAGUUGAUUUGUUGUGGUUAUACGGAAAAUGGAAGAAUCUUUCACCGUUGCCAGGGUGGAAUGGCUAUCUUCAACAACUUACGAAAAAUAAUCAAAAUUUUUCAACUUCUCAGGUUAUAUUUCUACCUUUCAUUGAUCAUCCUGCCAGUAAUUUAGACACAAUUUAUACAACUUUACAUAGUGCUAUAAAUAUUGCCAAGUCACAUCAACAAAAAACGUGCAUAAUUACAUUUGAUCAGCCCCUGUACUCAAAAGCACGUGAAAUGGUUGCUGCGUCAGAUGCAAACUCAGACUUGUCUAAAACAGUUGUCAAACUUGGAGGAUUUCAUAUGCUCAUGUCUUUUCUUGGAUGCAUAGGACAUGUAAUGGACGGUAGUGGUCUCAAGGAAGCUUUAAGUAAAAUAUAUGCUACAAAUUCGGUCGACAAAAUGUUGAAUGGUCACGCUUAUGCAAGAAGUAUCAGAGGCCAUAUAUUAUUACGACUUGCAUUAUCAAUAAAGAUUUUUGAAGAGAUGAAAAUUGAAAAUUGUGUGUUAGAUGAGUUAAUUGAACAGAUAACUAGUCGCGAUGUUUCCUACGAAGAUGUUGAAGGAUGUACGAGCAGCUCCAACUCGUUUAUUGAUCAAUUUCAGGAUAAACUAAAAGAAUUAAAAGCUCGAGGUCCCACGGCACAGUUAUGGGUGCAAUAUUUUGAAAUGAGAAUAACUGUAAGCAAAAAAUUUGAAAGUAAUUUACAAGAAUAUCUUCAGUAUGAACUAAGCCCGUAUCCGACAUCUUUAUUUGAUAGUAAUGGCAUGAGAAAAACCACGAAAGCAACAUUAUAUGACAAUAUGAUGCCUGUCGUUAUCGAUCUUGAUGAAAAUAAUGUAACAUACAUCAUCGAUGGUGGAUUUCUUCUGCAUCGCGUCGUAUGGAGCAAAGACGAUACUUUCUCUAUUAUUUUAAAUAAGUACAUUAAAUAUUUACAAACACAUUAUGGCUCAGCAAUUGUUGUUGUAUUUGACGGAUAUUCGGACUAUAGUAAAAAUAUUAAAGCACUGGAACAACAAAGAAGAACUGCUGCACUUUCAAAAUCAUAUGAAGUUUGUUUUGACGAAACAAUGGUUGUGCCAAUCAGUCAAGAAUUUUUUUUAUCAAAUCGGUCUAAUAAAAAAAAAUUUAUCGACAUGCUUGUUGAAAAAUUUAAAACUGUUAAUAUCACAACAAAACAAGCUAGAGAUGAUGCUGAUGUUCUCAUCAUUGACACAGCUAUUGCCUUAUCAGAACAUCAAAAGACUGCUGUCAUCAUAGGAGAAGAUAUCGAUUUGCUCGUUAUUUUAAUUGGACACGAUGGCAUUCCUAAAAUAAAGAGAAAAAAGAGCUCACAUAUUAACUUACCUACGUUAUCGAAGACGUACGACAGAUAUGGAGUCUCUGAUAGGGCGGCGGCAGCGAUCGCAUCAUCUGUUUUGCACGAUAUUGGAUCUGAUCUUGAGGUUAUUGAUAGACAUAAAUUACGAAGGGGGAGAUCUAAAAACCGACAGAAAUUAGUGAAAGAAGUCAUUAAUACAGAGCUUUCUGCUUUAUACUUUGACGGAAAGGAAGACAAAACUUUAAAAAUUGUUAAAAAAGGGUUUUCAAUCUCUAAGAGCCUUCCUUUGAAAAAUAUCACCAAUACUAUCUGCAAUUUGGAAAAUGUUGAAACCGAUCAUCAAUCUACCUCUAAAGCGAACAAUGAUAAGACAUCAACUAAGCAACCUGUGCUUGAUGGAUUUCCAUCAACCUCUAAAUUUAAUAGUGAAAGUAUGGAACUAGUUCAGUCUACCUCAAAAGCCAGCAUUGAAAAAGUGGAGAACAAAUCAACAGAUUCUCCUGUGUUGAAAGGUGCAAAAAAUCUGCCUUUAUCUGAGAGGUACUCAAAUGAAGCAUCUUGGCUUCAAAAGAAAUUGCACAAGCUCCAACUGUCCAAGAACUCCAUGGCGACAAGGUUGAAAAAGGCUUUGAAAUUAUCCGAAAAUGCAACAUUCCAAAAGGCAGUAAGCAAAUUUACUGCAGCUGGUUUAUUAUUCAUGAUGAUGCAGUUUCGUGAAAGCAAAAAAUUAAAAAUGGGUGGUGAAGAAAAAACUGCAAAAUGGGAGCAUGUUUUCCAGUUGUACAAAGAAGACCCAGCUUACCAGGGUAUAAGGUUAAUGCCAAAAUUAACUGACAAACAUGUUGUGCCUGAGAAGAUAGCCAAAAUGAAAGUUAAAUGUGCAUCUCAGCUUUUUAGCCAAUCUGUAUCAGUCAACAUGGGAUAUUUGGCAAGUAAAGGAAUAAUUUCAAAGGACUGUAAAGAAACAGCUGAUUUAUUUUUAUUUCUUGACAAUUUGUUCGACUCUUUAAAUGGGAGUCACAAAAAUUCAAAAAAGAGGUCUGGCAAACCAUUGCUUGGACCAGUUACCCCAUCUUCUGGACAUCAUAAAAUAUGGCGAGAAGCAAAAGAAGUAUUAAAAACAAUGAAGUUUGUUACCAGUAAUGGAUACACUGUCGUACCUUCAAUAACUAAUUGGCUGCAAAGUAUUGAAAAUAUAGAAUAUUUAGUUCAAAAAAUAUUUACUCAAUAUGAUUUGGCAUCUCUGUGGAUGAGGCACUUCAACCAAGACCCAUUAGAAAAUUUUUUUGGUAGCAUUCGAAGCCAUGGUCAGCAAAGAGAUGAGGACUUGAGUGAUGUCGAAGAUCACGUGGAAUUACAGGAGACGAUCCCGACAGAUUCAGACAUUGAUGACGACGACCAACCAAUUGGAAUACGGCAAAUGCAGCGCCGAAGCGGUAUCAUUUUAUCUUCCGAUUCAGAGAAUGAAGAAACAUCAGGCACAUCUUUCCAUUCUACACCUUCACGACGUAUAAUUAUUUCAUCAACUCAUAAUCUUAGAGGAAAAAAUGCUGAUUUAAUUCGUAACAUACUUACACAUACUAAUGAAGAAAUAGAGUUGAGAAGUUCGAAAUAUAAAGAGAGUAGGUACUGCUACUAUUACUCUGACAUGCGAAGAAGAACUCAUUGCUUUGCUUGGAUUGCUUUUACUAUCAGCUGCAAAAAAGAUAAUCAUCUCACGAGCUUAGAACUGUUUGAUCCUACAUUUAGUGGAUCUCGCUAUAUAUCAGUGAUGUCGCGUGAGAGAUUUGACUUUUUGCUAAACUGCUUGCGGUUUGAUGAUAAAUCAACCAGAAAUGAACGCAAAGCUCAAGAUAAAUUCGCGCCUAUUAGAGACUUGUGGGGAGUGUUUAUUCAGAUAUGCAGGGAUAGCUAUAAAGCAGGAAGUUAUAUUACGAUAGACGAGCAACUAUUGAGUUUCAGAGGGCGUUGUAAAUUUAGGAUAAAACCUAAUAAAUAUGGCUUAAAAAUUUUAAUGCUUUGUGAUGCCAAAACAAAUUAUAUGCUAAACGCUAGGCCAUAUCUUGGACAAACUGAAACAAAUGGUGAUUCACUCGGAUCUUUCUAUGUUAAGACUUUGACUGAAGGUUUGUGGGGCCGCAACCGUAACAUCACAAUGGACAAUUGGUUUACUUCUGUCCCUUUGGCCCAACGUAUAGACUACAAGAGCUUGGAAGAGGCCGUAAAUUCUAUCGAAGAAAACAGUAAAGACGUUUUAGAGUAUGACUUAGCCAUAAUUCAACCAGAACCCAGUGUUGUCACCGACGAAGAAGAAGUUUUUGAUGAUGACAAUGUAUUACGUAACUUGCAAAAUGAUGUUCCCGGAAAUAUAGAGGUGUUCGUUCGCGAUAAGGGUGUUCUUUCCGAUAGCAGCGAUGAUGAGCCAUUAGCCACCAAGAGGGCUCGAAUCCGAUCCACUGUACCUCAAGCAGCUGAUGACCUUUCGACCAGCCCAAGUUCAUCAACAUCGAACACUCCUGUCUGGCGUAAGUGUAAUCCAAAUUAUACGAAAACCUACAUAGAAUCUGAUAACCGAAUACUAAAUGAAAGUCGCAUGAAAGAGGCAGUGAAAGAUCUUACACCUGUUCAAAUAUUCGAACUGUUUUUUGAUGAUGAAGUAUUUGACAUGAUGGUCAAUUUUAGUAACUUGUACCCGAGUCAAAAUAAUCGACACAAGUCCUAUGUCAGUGCAGGAGAGCUAAAGGUUUUCAUUGGAAUACUGAUACUGUCCGGUUACCACAAACUUCCUGGAGAACCGCGACGUCAAAUGGACGAAGCUAUUGAAUUCAUGAAAGACAAGAAAGAUGAUGAAUAUGAGAUGUUCGGAAGACUGCUCGCAACUAAAGAAAAUGUGACGCGUGAUCUCGCUGCUUUUAAACGAAAGGGCCUCAAAUCACAAAUGACGAAAAUCAUUUUUAACUAA
Molecule: messenger RNA, 4518 nt
Organism: Arctia plantaginis
Lineage: Eukaryota; Metazoa; Arthropoda; Insecta; Lepidoptera; Erebidae
Source: the annotation of a GenBank genome assembly